GGGCGCUAUUCAGCUCAACGGAACUGGUGUCAAAUUUCGUCGAAGGCUGAAAUCUGACAUAAACAACAGGAAGAGAGUUUCUACUACAACCCACCUUUUAUCUCUAGUGUAUUUCUAUACUUUAAUGAAGACUGCGCGGUUGUAAGUGAUCAUGGGCAAGAGCUGCAAGGUGGUGGUGUGUGGCCAGGGAUCAGUGGGCAAAAGCGCGGUUCUGGAGCAGUUACUGUACGCCAACCAUGUCGCAGGUUCAGAGACCAUGGAGACACUGGAGGACAUUUACAUCGGGUCUGUGGAAACGGACCGCGGCACCCGAGAGCAGGUGCGGUUUUACGACACGCGCGGGCUGCGCGAUGGUCACGAGUUUCCGCGGCACUACUUCACUUUCGCGGACGGCUUCGUGCUCGUCUACAGCAUCGACAGCAAAGAGUCCUUCAAACGCGUAGAGGCUCUGAAGAAAGACAUCGACCGCUGCCGUGACAAAAAAGAGGUGACUAUUGUUGUUGUGGGUAAUAAGUUGGACCUGCAGGAUCAGAGGAGAGUGGACAGCGAGGCGGCUCAGCAGUGGGCACGGCAGGAGAAGGUCAGGCUGUGGGAGGUCUCUGUGACCGACAGACGAACGCUCAUCGAGCCCUUUGUCCAUCUGGCCAGCAAAAUGACCCAGCCUCAGAGCAAAUCCACCUUCCCACUCAGCCGCAACAAGAACAAGGGCAGCGGCUCCCUGGACAGCUAGAGAUGGAGAAGAUAGCAAUAGCGCUGACAGAGUAACAUAAACAUAUGCUAGAAGAGAGAUGCCAGGCAAAUCUCUAAAGAGUGACAUCAACAGACGCUCGAUUUGAUAUCUUUUGAAACAUUUGAACUUGGAGUGCCAUUAUAAGUUUAGCACACUGUAUGAAGUUACUGCAUCAAGGAAGUUUUAUAUUCUUAAACAUACAGGGUAGAAUCCAUGAGUUGCUGUGAUAUAUUUCUCUCAUGCUUAUCUUGAAGCAAUUGACUGACAAAAAAUACUGCUUUUACACUGAAAUAUAUAUAUAUACCUCUACAUUGCAAAAAGUUGUUAUAUCCUAUGUGAAAUCAUUCGACUUGUGUUCAAUUCUGACAUACUUAAUGACAUUUGUGCCAUGAUGACUGCUCUUUUGUGAUGUCAACUUGACAGAAGAUUGUCUUAAUUUAGUUAAGCGGACUGCAUGGAUGGUUUACUUAUUUUUAGGUGUUCAUAUUUUGUCACACAUUCCUAUAAAAUGUUUACUGAUUUAUUCCAUAAGAACACCUAAGUAAGUGCAAUUUGUUUGAGUUUGUUUGAUUGUGAGUGAGCUCACCACUGUGCCAUUGUACGUUUGACCCUGAUGACUGUAUUUCAUGAGUAGUCAGUCAUAUUGUAUAAUGUUAGCUUUCAAUUGUGAACAUAUACAAUAUAUUUCUGUUCUUUUUACAUGGAAAAAGUAUGACUUAUGAAGAUUUGACUCUUAUUUUU
Sinocyclocheilus rhinocerous is the source of this 1471-nucleotide messenger RNA. RefSeq names its product NF-kappa-B inhibitor-interacting Ras-like protein 2. Gene Ontology annotation, molecular function: GTPase activity; GTP binding; GTPase activating protein binding. The record is from RefSeq and is a predicted model, not a curated record. Gene Ontology annotation, biological process: Ral protein signal transduction; negative regulation of canonical NF-kappaB signal transduction. The transcript is spliced from 4 exons. The coding region runs from base 152 to 730 and encodes 192 amino acids. Lineage: Eukaryota; Metazoa; Chordata; Actinopteri; Cypriniformes; Cyprinidae.